Messenger RNA from Nasonia vitripennis (jewel wasp), 1137 nucleotides. Its product is annotated as lysosomal acid phosphatase-like. The transcript has 6 exons. The record is from RefSeq and is a predicted model, not a curated record. Bases 1 to 1137 code for a protein of 378 amino acids. Gene Ontology annotation, molecular function: phosphatase activity. Gene Ontology annotation, biological process: dephosphorylation. NCBI's taxonomy places the organism in Eukaryota, Metazoa, Arthropoda, Insecta, Hymenoptera, Pteromalidae.
AUGAAAAGAUUAUUUAGACAUGGGGACAGGACACCCGAAAAGGUCGAGAUUUACAAAACCGACCCCUACGAUCCAGACUUCUAUGAACAAUAUGGCUACGGGCAGCUGCAUAAAGCUGGCAUGGAACGGGAGCAUAAACUCGGCGAAAUGUUAAGAAAACGAUACAACGAUUUCCUCGGCGAUUACUAUGUCGACGACAUCUACGCCUACAGCACGGACUACGAUCGCACGAAGAUGUCUCUGCAGCUGGUAUUGAACGGCCUGUAUCCUCCGACUGCCAAAAUGCGUUGGAGUGCAAAUAUAGAGUGGUUCCCGAUACCUACCCACUACGAGCCUUUCGAAACCGAUUUCAUAUCGUUUGAUGUUAAUGGAAAAUGUUCACAAGAGUACAAGAAAUUAUUUACGGAAGCCGAAAAGUCACCUGAAGUAAUCAAGAAGUUUGAAGAGAACGGCGACUUUUUGGACUACGUCAGAGAUAAAACUCAAAUAAUUUCUGAACGACUUGUCCCAAUUUCAAUGAUAGCUUCGGAACUGCAAUGCGUUCGCAGUCUAGGGCUACCCUUGCCAGACUGGUGUUCCGAGAAAGAUUUCAAAAGACUUCAAGAGUUCCAAGCCUUGUAUUACGAUCUUACAGCAAAGACAGAAUUGAUGAAAAGAAUCGCAGCUGGACCUGUCAUCGAACGCUUUUUGGAUAACGUAAAAGAUUCUGAGAAGCUUGGAAACAAGAAGAAACUUUAUCUCUACGGCGCUCACGAUAUCAACGUGGGAGUUUUCACCAGAGCUCACAACUUCACGGGUAUUCCGAAAAACCCCGCUUAUGGGAGCGCUGUGAUUGUUGAAAAAUUAAGGGGCCCAGAUGAUCAAAUUUAUUUGAGAAUGCUUUAUUGGACUGGUGUAUCAGAGAAACUGAUUGCAUUAAAACUCGACAGCUGUGCACACGAAUGUCUCUUAUCAAACUAUAUAGAUAUUAUUAGUCCAGUUCUUCCUGAGAUUGGAUUUACAAAGUGUAAAACAUCAGCGUGCUGUAAAAUCAGCAGAACGUACACAAAGAAAAUCAAUCCUGACGUGAAAAUGCCCCAUUUAUUUGCGGGAGAAGAUCAGUUAUCGUUUAAAUAUGGACACGAAUUGUUGUUGUAG